AAUUUGGCUUUUAACACUUCCCCGAACAGCGAAUUCAAUUUUUUUGACAUUAGAGUUGAAAUUGGGAAAUUAUCUUUUCAUAUGACUAAAAACAGAGAUGCACCUUCUUUGAAUUCGCUCUGACGUUCAGGAAUUCGCUCUGACGUUUAGGAAUUCGCCUGGGCCUAAAAAUUUGUUGUGCUUUCUGAUGUUGUGUUGUUAAGAUUAUAUCCGUGAGCGUCAAUUUUUGUUGAAUUGAUCGGAUUUACAUUUAUAAAGCGUAUCAGUUCUUAUUUUAAUUUUUUUGCAUAAUAAAUUGUAUUGGCAAUGGAUAUGGAAAAAUUUAUUGACUGUGUCAAGGCCUACCCAUGUUUAUAUGAUAAAGGAAAUAGACAUUAUAAGAGUCUCGAAAAGAGAAAAAAUGCUUGGAGAGAACUCGCUGAAGCUUCGGGAACUGAUGAAUUUGAAGUUGAAAGACAUUGGAAAAAUUUGCGGGACCGUUUCAGUAGGGAGAUUAGAAAAAAAACAUCAUCGUGGAGGCUAUUAAAGAAUAUGGAGUUCCUGAGAAUUCACGUUAUUCCUCGCCCAAUAGGUGUAGGAGAUCCAAGAUUAGAUAAUGAUUUUUCAAUUUCUUCUACGCAGUCAAAUCCAAAUCCAUAUGAUUCUAUCGAUAGAGCGGCUCUAAUACGCCUUGUAAAAGAACACGAAUGUCUUUAUAACAGAUAUUACGUUGGUUACAAAAGUUCGGACAGGAAAAAGAAAGCUUGGAGGCAAAUAGCCAGUGCGAUGGGAAUUGAUAAGGAACAAUGCAUGCAGCAAUGGGUAGCCCUGAGGGAUAGAUACGGCCGAGAAAUGCGCCGAAUAACUGCGCUUAAUAAUAAUGGAAUGUCCCCAGAACAUGUUUGGCCGUUUUACGACUCUUUGCAGUUUCUAAGGCCCCACAUUUUACCAAGAUGUCGUAAUAAUUCAGCUCCGUUCCAAUCAACAAAAAAUCCAACGGAAAAUGUAGAGUUUGUUGUUGAGCAGGAAAAUACCACAGAUAGUUAUGAGUAUGAUACAGAUCCUUUCCAGAGUAAAGCUUUGUGCGAACAGGAAAUCGAUCAAGAAGAUAUUGACGACAUCUCAAAUCAACAACAAAUUGCGAGCACCAGCAAACGAAAAUACGAAUCUGAUGUCGAACAGGAAUUAUGUUCUGCGUUAGAUUUGUUUAAACAAGUUUGCGGCAGAAUAAAAGUACGAAAUCAAAACCCUAUAGUGCAAGGUUUUGGUCAAAUGAUUGUAGAAACCAUUUGUAGCAUGAGUGAACGAAAACAAGCUUUAGCUAUGCAGAAGGUAACUGAAUUAGUAAUGAACAUAAAAAUGCAACCGGAGAUACAGUAAAAUAAAAAUAUGCAUAAUAUUUAUAUCUAUA
This is a messenger RNA of Ceratitis capitata (Mediterranean fruit fly), 1390 nucleotides long. Its product is annotated as transcription factor Adf-1. Gene Ontology annotation, cellular component: nucleus; transcription regulator complex. Lineage: Eukaryota; Metazoa; Arthropoda; Insecta; Diptera; Tephritidae. The transcript has 5 exons. The record is from RefSeq and is a predicted model, not a curated record. Bases 307 to 1359 code for a protein of 350 amino acids. Gene Ontology annotation, biological process: regulation of transcription by RNA polymerase II.